Messenger RNA from Hordeum vulgare subsp. vulgare (domesticated barley), 1670 nucleotides. RefSeq names its product flap endonuclease 1-B-like. The record is from RefSeq and is a predicted model, not a curated record. NCBI's taxonomy places the organism in Eukaryota, Viridiplantae, Streptophyta, Magnoliopsida, Poales, Poaceae. Gene Ontology annotation, molecular function: 5'-3' exonuclease activity; DNA binding; 5'-flap endonuclease activity. Bases 132 to 1370 code for a protein of 412 amino acids. The transcript has 17 exons.
CUCUCCUAAGGAAAAAAAAAGAGAGAUGCCCGCAGCCCAGAAGUGUAUUAUCCACUUCCCCGGCGGGAAAGGGGUGUUGGACAAGCAGCGGCGGGAGCGGAGACGGUCGGAGGUUGCUCGCCGCCGACGCAAUGGGAAUCAAGGGUUUGACGAAGCUGCUGGCGGAGCACGCGCCGAGGGCCGCCGCGCAGCGGCGCGUGGAGGACUACCGGGGCCGCGUCAUCGCCAUCGACGCCAGCCUCAGCAUCUACCAGUUCCUGGUUGUGGUGGGAAGGAAAGGAACAGAAGUUCUGACCAAUGAGGCCGGUGAAGUCACAAGUCAUCUGCAAGGCAUGUUGAACCGGACUGUAAGAUUGCUUGAAGCAGGAAUAAAACCUGUGUUUGUGUUUGAUGGUGAGCCACCUGACCUGAAGAAAAAGGAGCUGGCCAAAAGGUCUUUGAAGAGGGAUGAUGCUUCGAAAGAUCUUCAUAGUGCUAUUGAGGUUGGAGAUGAAGAUUCAGUUGAAAAAUUUAGCAAAAGGACCGUGAAGAUCACAAAAGAACACAAUGAUGGCUGUAAGAGGCUGUUAAGAUUGAUGGGUGUCCCUGUAGUUGAGGCACCAGGUGAGGCAGAAGCACAGUGCGCAUCGCUUUGUAAGAACCAUAAGGCGUAUGCUGUCGCUUCAGAGGAUAUGGACACACUUACUUUUGGUGCUCCAAGGUUUCUUCGCCAUGUAACUGACCUUAGUUUUAAGAAAUCUCCUGUAACAGAGUUUGAAGUGCCAAAGGUUUUGGAGGAACUUGGACUCACAAUGGAUCAGUUCAUCGACUUAUGUAUCCUUAGUGGAUGUGACUACUGCGAGAAUAUUAAAGGUAUCGGGGGACAGAGAGCCUUGAAACUCAUACGUCAGCAUGGUUGCAUAGAAGAAGUUGUGCAAAAUCUUAACAAGAGGUACACUGUUCCAGAAGAUUGGCCUUACCAGGAAGUUCGGACCUUGUUUAAGCAACCUAAUGUUUGUACAGAAAUUCCAGAUUUCCAGUGGACCUCAGCAGACAAAGAGGGCCUUGUGAAUUUCCUGGCAUUUGAAAACAGUUUCAGUUCUGAUCGAGUGGAAAAGGCAGUAGAAAAGAUAAAGGCUGCUAGCGAUAGAUAUUCCCCAGCAGGGCGAGCGAAGCUUUUGACACCAGUAGCUAACCUAUCAGGAUCUACAGAGAAGGAAUCCAAGUGCGUUUUAGGUGCUUCAGGACAAGGUCUGAGGAGCAGGACUGCUGUACAAGUAUGCAGUAGCUCAAGCUCUGGUUUCAGAUAUGGUAGUUCUAGUUCAAAGCCAUUGGUGAUGGGCAGGCAAUCAGGAGUUCACGUGAAGCCUCCCACCUUUUCUUUCAUUUAAAUCUGGAGUUGCUUUGGUUCUCAAGAUUACCUAGCGAAGCUGUGACCAAGCUACAGCAAGAAUAGAUGGCCACUUGGAAUAUGUCAAGUGAAUGCUAUGGUUGUAAUUUAGGCUUGUCUUGUAAUCUAGAAAAUUAGCUUCAAUGUUUCAACUUAAUUCACAUCUAACGCUGCUUCCUGCUAGAGUGUCGCAUGGUGACCGGCAAGUAUUUGGUCACCUUUUGGCUAUAAUAUGGAAAAUUGUCAUCUCGCCAGUGUUUUUGCUGACAAAAUAUAAAUAUACCCCUUGCAUUAUCUCUAA